AUGCACUGCCAUGGCGAGCUGAGGCUCGCCUCCCCCGGGCAGCUCAAGGCAGCCAGGAGGCGCUACAAGACUUUCAUGAUCGAUGAGAUCCUAUCCAAGGAGACCUGCGAUUACUUUGAGAAACUUUCCCUUUACUCUGUCUGCCCUUCUCUCAUCGUCAGACCCAAACCUCUGCACUCCUGUACUGGGUCCCCAUCUCUGAGGGCAUAUCCUCUCAUCUCUGUCAUCACCCGGCAGCCCUCUGUGGUCCCUCACCUUGGCCCUGCAGCUCCCAGCUCCCGAGCGUUGUCACCCCACUCCUCCUUGGGAGCCACCAGCGCGGAGACACAAGCCAGCGAAACCCAUGCCAGCAGCGAGUCGGAAGGGGAGCAGCCCACCCUGCGGUUGAAAAAGCCUCGCCGAAGCCGGACCAUCUUCACGGAACUCCAGCUGAUGGGGCUGGAGAAGAAAUUCCAAAAGCAGAAGUAUCUGUCCACGCCAGACAGGCUGGACCUUGCCCAAUCACUGGGGCUGACUCAGCUCCAGGUGAAGACUUGGUACCAGAACCGCAGGAUGAAGUGGAAGAAAAUGGUACUGAAAGGUGGGCAGGAAGCUCCGACAAAGCCCAAAGGCCGCCCGAAGAAAAACUCCAUCCCCACCUCAGAAGAGAUCGAGGCAGAGGAAAAGAUGAACAGCCAAGUUCAGAGGCAGAUGCUGGAGACAUCUCAGGCCCCAGAAGAGCCUGAAUUGACAGAGGAGAAGCCUGAAGUCUCCUCGGAGACGGGAAAGUCUCCGGAGCACACAUUGGAGCCCUCCCCGGAGGAGACGACGCCCUCGAGUUAA
Molecule: messenger RNA, 822 nt
Organism: Emys orbicularis (European pond turtle)
Lineage: Eukaryota; Metazoa; Chordata; Testudines; Emydidae
Gene: BARX2
Product: BARX homeobox 2
Exons: 4
Coding region: 1-822 (273 amino acids)
Biological process (GO): regulation of DNA-templated transcription
Molecular function (GO): DNA-binding transcription factor activity, RNA polymerase II-specific; DNA binding
Source: RefSeq, a predicted model, not a curated record